This is a messenger RNA of Cucumis melo (muskmelon), 864 nucleotides long. Its product is annotated as xanthine dehydrogenase 1-like. Gene Ontology annotation, molecular function: oxidoreductase activity; iron ion binding. NCBI's taxonomy places the organism in Eukaryota, Viridiplantae, Streptophyta, Magnoliopsida, Cucurbitales, Cucurbitaceae. The coding region runs from base 1 to 864 and encodes 287 amino acids. The transcript has 6 exons. The record is from RefSeq and is a predicted model, not a curated record.
AUGUCCAAAGUAGUUUGCAAGACCAAACGCAUUGGUGGUGGAUUUGGGGGGAAGGAAACAAGGGCAGUUGUGUAUGUUGCGGCAGCAUCUGUCCCUUCAUUUUUGUUGAAUCAGCCCGUGAAGUUGACACUAGACAGGGAUACAGACAUGAUGAUUACAGGGCAGCAGCAUAACUUUCUCGGAAAGUAUAAGGGAAAGGUUUGUUUCACAAACUUUCCUAGUAAUACUGCUUUCCGUGGAUUUGGUGGUCCUCAAGGCAUGCUUAUUACUGAAAAUUGGAUUCAAAGAAUUGCUGUUGAACUCAAGAAAACCCCAGAAGAGAUAAGGGAUCAACUUAAGACAUCUUGUGACUUUGCUAAUGCUCGCAAAGAAGUCGAACAGUUUAACAGCCAAAAUCGGUGGAAGAAGCAUGGUGUAGCUAUGGUUCCUACAAAGUUUGGCAUAUCAUUUACACUAAAGCUAAUGAACCAGGCAGGUGCUCUGGUUCAUGUCUAUACUGAUGGGACAAUUUUAGUUACGCAUGGAGGUGUUGAAAUGGGCCAAGGAUUGCAUACAAAAGUUGCACAGAUUGUGAGGUUAAAUGAUGAUGAUAAUCAAGUGUUUCCUCCUAUUAGUUCCUCUUCUGUUAUUAUUGUAAGACCAGAUAAUUCUCUCUCGGGGAAUAAUUCAAGGGUUGCAUCUAUUAACUCAAAUGGCAGCAAUAAAGACACUGGUUUGAUUGAUCUACCUGAUAUUGAAAUUCUUGCCCCUUCUGCUCAUGUUCAGAGAAUCAUCCAUCUAGCAAUUGAACCUGCAAAUGUUACUAAAAAUUUGAAGGAUGAUCAGUGGAUUGUAGCCAUGCAAGAAAAUUUACUUCAAUUCUAA